AUGGCGACUCAAGACUGUGCUGUUUCUAAGGCAGCAAACGAGAAAGAAACAUCUGGCCAGUUGUUAAAUGUCUCACUUGACAUCGCUGUGACUGGAAAGACAGGAUCUGGGAAAUCCUCCUUUGUGAAUCUCAUUCGAGACCUAAGUGACAAUGAUAAUGGAGCAGCACCUACUGGUGUCACAGAAACUACAACAGAGCGCACCAUGUAUGUGCAUCCUACAUUGCCAAAUGUGAAAAUCUGGGACCUGCCUGGAAUAGGAACUCCAAAUUUCAAAGCAAAUAAAUACCUUAAAUCUGUCAAAUUUAAAACCUAUGAUUUUUUCAUUAUCCUUAACUCAGAGAGGUUCACUGAGAAUGACAUCAUGCUGGCUAAAGAAAUAAGAAAACAGAAGAAAUGUUUUUAUUUUGUUCGUUCCAAGAUUGACAUCGACAUCGAUUCAGAGGUAAGGAGAAAAGGAUUGAAUGAGCAGGACGUUCUUGACAAAAUAAGAAAGUACUGUGUGAUAAACUUGAAUAAACUGGGAAACGCUAAAGUUUUCUUGAUAUCGUCUGUUGAUUCGGGGAAAUAUGAUUUUGAAAAGCUUCAAAACACACUCGCAGAUGAUCUUCCGGUCCAUAAACGAGCUGCUCUUCUUCUAGCUUGGCCAGUGUGCUCUGCUGCAACUCUUGAGAAGAAGAUCAAGUUAUUUGAAGAGCUGACCUGGGCUGCAUCUCUUGCUUCUGCCGGUAUAACAGUGACCCCUGUGCCUGGCACAUCAGUAGCGUGUGAUGCAGCCAUUGCAUUGCUUUUCCUUUCAAGGUGCUAUUAUGCAUUUGGUUUGGAUGACAAAUCACUGAAAAGGCUUUCAGAAAAAGUGAACAUACCCUUGCUGGAAUAUCGGGCUGAAUCAAAGUUCGCUAAUGCCAUCCAAAAAAAAGAAUUGAGCACACUACAUGUUGGUGCGUCGGUUGUAGCAAUGUCCACCGUUGCAGAUUUGUUGAGUCUCCUUCCAGGUGUGGGCAGUGUUUGUGCUGCAGGGUUGUCCUUUGCUUCGACUCAGUGCCUCUUGAGAGAAGGAUUAAAAGAACUGGCAAAUACUGCUCGAGUAAUCAGAAAAGCAGCUGGGCUGGACACAAUCUAGUAACUCCUAGCUGGCCUGACCACGUCUUGUUGAAGAAUGUCUGGGGUCUUAAGCCCGGAAUAC
Molecule: messenger RNA, 1185 nt
Organism: Rhinichthys klamathensis goyatoka
Lineage: Eukaryota; Metazoa; Chordata; Actinopteri; Cypriniformes; Leuciscidae
Product: interferon-inducible GTPase 5-like
Exons: 1
Coding region: 1-1122 (373 amino acids)
Cellular component (GO): membrane
Molecular function (GO): GTP binding
Source: RefSeq, a predicted model, not a curated record